Ectocarpus sp. CCAP 1310/34 is the source of this 3472-nucleotide messenger RNA. The record is from the annotation of a GenBank genome assembly. NCBI's taxonomy places the organism in Eukaryota, Phaeophyceae, Ectocarpales, Ectocarpaceae.
AUGGAUGCGGGGCAAGGUGCAAGUCGGGGGCCUUCCGAUAUUGCAACCCUUACAGCAGCAGCCGUUGCGGCAGUUGAAGCUUCGGCAGCCGCCGGACCUUUGCCAGCACCGGCUGAGGCGCGAGAAUCACCACUACUUUCGUUGAGUGGAGGUGCUUAUUCAUCGCGGGAAGUCAAGGGGGCUGCCAGCAAUGGUACUCCAACCGUCGUAGCUGCCUCUGUAUUCAGUGCCGCCGCCGCAGCUGCUGGCAUCUCCCACACGACGCUGCCGAUCGCAGCAACCACAAAGCCAGUGGCAGCCCCCAAGAGAAAGCGACUGAUGAGGCUGGAAAGCGGGGAGUUGGUCGUGAUCCCCACCAAUAUCUACAGGCAGGCCGGCGGUGUGAAGCUGGAUAUCACGUUGGGAGGGUUUCGCAUAGACAACGAGAAGUGCACUCUCAAGAACAGGGCUUACAACUUCGGUGUACUGCCGGGAUUCACGAGAGAGAACCUCUUGGCCCUGAGGGCAUUCCGGGACACGCUGCUUCCGACAGACCGAUCGAAGAUGCCCUCUUCGAUUCACACAAUCAUCGCAGCGGAAGCCAUGAUCCGCUACGACGAGGAACAUGUGAAACCGCCAGAGGGCUCAUCAUUUGCUGAGGAAUCCAGCCACUAUGGAGCGGGGAGAUGGAUACCGGACUCUCGUGUUAUCCACAUGACCUACACGGGUAGCGACAUGGAGUUAAGGGUGAAAGCGGGCGACCUCCGAGCCGUCAAUCGGCCUCUUCAGUGCAAGAUGGCGCUGGAAGCGCUGAAGUCGGACCCCAAAGUACUUGAGGGGAAGCUGGAGCCGGCGCCUCCAUCCGUAGACGUGUACGGCUCCGGCGGGGCGGAAACUGUAGGGCCGGAACCGGGGGCGACAGGAUUUUCACGCUCACCUGAAUCGCUGCAGCCGGCAUCGUCAGAUCCUCGUUCUGGCGGCAGACGUGUCGCGGGAGGAGGAGAAGGAGGAGGAAGCAGAGCUCCUGCCGGGGGUGCCAAUGCUGAGUUCUCGUUGUUGUUUGGUGGCGCUGCUGCCUUCGCGAACGACGGAUUCGUCGAUGACCAUGACAACGGCCGGCCGAGGACGAAGGACCUUGAUUCCACGUCGAUGCACCGAAGAAAGAAGAAGAAGAAGAAGGCGGUGGUGAUUCCUGCGGCAACGGAAGAGGGGGGAGAAGGUGGCGAGGGCGCCGUCGAAUACGACCUGCCGCUCCACGUGCAAAUCGUGGAGGGGAAGCAGUGCCGGCCCUCCCUACGACUCAAGGUCCCCCUGACGGGGUUUAUGGUGGAUGGGGAGAUUGUGCCUUCGUCGGAGCUGGUCGUGGCACACGGGUUGGACAUCACAAGAAAAAAUCUCUUGGCUCUGAGGGCGUGCUGUGACGCCGUGCUGGCCAACUUCGCCGCCCCAGACCUCGUCAAACGCGUCAUUGCAGGAGAGGUUUUCCGGGUAUGGACAAGAAGGAGGGGCGAAGACAUGCGCGCUAGGCGAAGCGCUGAUGCGAUUCUCGGCACAGCUCAAAGCCCUGGCGUUUCUGAAUUGGACGAGUCGCCUCCUGCCCCAGCCAUGCCUACUGACGUGGUACCACUGACGGUUGUGGAUAGUGGUAGCCCCGUUCUACUCGAAGGAGGCGGGUCUCAAACUCAAACGGAAGCGAUGCAACAGCAGCAACAGCAGCAGCAGCAGCAGCAGCAGCAGCAAGUGAAGCAGCAGCAGCAGCAGCAGCAGCAGCAGCAGCAGCAGCAGCAGGAAAACGAACCAAGCGGGGAAGGGGCAGUGGCGGCGGCAGCGGCGGAAAUGGCGGAGCUGGCAGAACUGGCCGAGUUGGCCGAAGCAGCUACCGGAGGUACGAUGCUCUCGUCACCGCCGGCGGAAGUAGAUUUGGAUACUGCCAGUGAAGGUGGCGACGGUGGCGCUCCUGCAAUCAGCCACCUCGUAGUGACGCCUGCGAUCACGAGAGGUACGGCCCCAACGGUAGCAACCGCACCACCAGUGGGCGGGCUUGGAGUCCGGUCGGCCGCCCUCGGCAACGACGACGUCUUCACCCUUUCCAGCCCGACCAGCUUUCCAGGAGGGCCACGAAUAGAGCUUAGGAUGACCGCAAGCGAGCUGAGGAGGGCUCGCCAGACGAAGGCGGCCGCACUGAAGACAUUACUUGCAACGAUGCUUCAGGAUGCCAAGGUGCAAGCAGGCGAGCUAGACGUCGUCCACGGGAUGAGCAGCCCCGCAAUCACCAGGAGCAACUUGAGCGGAGCGGCAGCAGCGGCCGCGGCGGCAGAAGCGGCCGCGGUGGUAACGCGCGCAAACUUGCAUACGACGGCACUCCUUGUGAGUGGCAAGGAGGAGCGAGAAAAGGCCAGCAGGAGCAACUCGAACAGCGCCGUUCGGAACGUCGGUUAUAGUGGCAGGGACAUCGGGACGAAGGUGGCGGAAAGGUGGGGGGCAACGCUGCUGCUGCACCGCGUCAAGAGGGCAAAAGCGGUAGACUAUUCGCCAUUGGGACCUUGCGAGGUUGCUGCCGCCCCUGGAGAUAUCUCCGUGAUGCCGAUAACAAAGGCGAGCAGCCAGCGCCGCCAGCUGUGGGCCCUCGCCAUCCGCGAGAACGAACUGCGGCACGAGAGGAUGAAGGAGGACGGCAGGAGUGAGUACGACGUGAGGCAAAAGGAGCUGGUCAGCUGGAUGGUGGACGAAGAGGCCGGCCGGCACGAUCACUUGGAUGGAACCGCGGGCCCUCCGCCGCCAGUGUGGCUUGACACGGACAGAUAAACCGCUGACGGUGGCGGCCGGUCGCCCUGUGUGGCUUGACUUGCGUGGUUCGCAGGCUAACAACCGAACCACCGUUUUGCGCCGUGUGUGCAUUUUGUAGGGUUAUGUCGGGCAUGUGUCGUCGCUGCUGCAGCGCCACGAUCCGAAGUCAAUAUUGUUGAGGCUCCCGAGGCACCUAAAAGGGUUGCGCGUGGAGUUUUGGGUGCGCCCCCUGUUGAUAGAGCAAAUUAUAGUGUUAUCUGUGCCCUUUCACCGACCGGACAUAAAUAUUGUAGUCUGUCUACCUGUGUUGUACCAGUACCAUUCUUGCAGAUCACAUGUGUAUUGAUUAGUAUAGCACUUUACCAUGACUAGGCUCCGAUAUGUAAAAACGGGAGUGUGCAAGAAGCCGGGUUAGAUCAGUGUGUGCUGUGUCUCUUUCUGCUUUUCGUCGGCCCACUGGAGUGUUCGACGAUUCUGAGGGUUUCAGGCAGGUUAGUACAGAUUUCUCGCCGUAGUUUUUUGUGUAUAUUCAAGGAUUGGGCUAACUGCAGAUCGCUAGUUGUCCCAUGCCACCCCUACAUGUAGCAACCAAUAUCACAUCCACAGGGGCGGCAUGAACUAGCACGAGCAGUACAUUUGUUGGCGAGGGAAAGAUGCCGUUUCCAGGAUGUGCACGCUGAAACGUUGGUGCUUUUAGUACAGGGGC